Athene cunicularia (burrowing owl) is the source of this 4410-nucleotide messenger RNA. RefSeq names its product DnaJ heat shock protein family (Hsp40) member B9 (gene DNAJB9). Gene Ontology annotation, molecular function: protein-folding chaperone binding; misfolded protein binding. Lineage: Eukaryota; Metazoa; Chordata; Aves; Strigiformes; Strigidae. Bases 1587 to 2234 code for a protein of 215 amino acids. The record is from RefSeq and is a predicted model, not a curated record. The transcript is spliced from 3 exons. Gene Ontology annotation, cellular component: endoplasmic reticulum.
GUGUGGCUUGAGGUUCUCAGGCUCAGAUGAGCUUGAGAGUUAUAAAAGAGGGUUUGACCCUUAAUGAAGGACAUAAACUGCUCUUAUUAGCUCUUCUCAGUAUAUAAUAGUAGAAGCAGGGAGGUUAGCCUUAAGAGAAUGCAGCAGGUGAUUAUAUAAGCACAAUGAAGGUGUGAGGAAAUGAAGUAAAAUAAAAACAAGCUCACAUAUGAGAUGAAGUUGUAAAUCUGCAUCUGUGAAGCACAAACAGGAAGAAAGCCCAAAAAGUGUGGAGGUGUGUGUAGUUCUUAGUGCCCAAGUGGCAAAGUUUCAGGUUAGUGAACUGGUAAGACUAAAUAUGUGGAAAAGCUUUGGAAAGGCUUGUACUAAAAUAUGUCAGGUAUGCAUGAAGAAUACUGAAAAGAACUGUCUGUUUGGUAUUUAAGUACACCGAUCAAAAUUCUAUUUGUUUCAACUGCUGCUCCUUAACACUUGAUAUCACGCAGGCUGCUAGCCAAAGAAAUGUUUAAGAGGGCAUGGGUACAUUAAUCUUACGAGCGUUUUGCUCUUGCCUCACAACACUUAUUUUAGCCCCCUGACUUACCUCUUAGAAAUGGUAUUUUCUUCAAUUUUUUGGUGCUUGGGUAUUAAUUUUCUUUAGAGGAUAUGAGCUUCUUAUUAAAGGCUUAGUUGUCUUAUGUCCCUGAUAAUCAAAGGUUUUGAACUCUGUGUAACAAAUAUUUGGGCUACGUACUGUCUAAAAGUAUUCUAACUUCCAUGGUACUUGGACUUCAGGCUUAGUUUAUUCAACUUUCAAGAAAGUAAUACUAUUCAUCUCUGAGUUGUAUUUAUGGUACACUCAAAUCAGUGUAAUGUGGUGAGGGGAAUGUUUUGCUUCUGGCAUGUUCAGGGCCUUCUAAUACAUCGUGCUGGUUAGGUGACCAGACAGCAAUUCUGUCUUGGAACACUCACAUUUUUAUACUCUGUUUUAAAUAUAAUAUGCACAGGCCUUGGAAAAUCACUUGAUCUCUUCUUCUGGUAGGAAGAGCUCCCUCUGUCCUUCAUAAAAGUCAUGAAAGACUAUGUUGCUAUGUGGACCUGAUUUUUCUUAUGACUGAAUUAUGACACAGCUUUUUCCUUGAGUUCUAGCAUCAGUUUGUUUCAAAAUGUAACUUUUUGACAAAUAUGUUACUGAAAAAAGUUAAAACUUUUAAUUAUUAUUGAAGCUGCUUGUCUAGUAUACAAGACUUCCUUUUUGGAAUUGAGUUCAGACAUUGAGAGUUUCAUAUAUAAAUAUUUUUAUGUAGUGGUAUUUAUUAGAUUAAUUCUUGGAUAUCAAAGAUAUAUGAUAAGUGUUUUUAUUUAGAGUACAGCUAAUAUGAAAGCAAGCUAAGCCCAGCUCAUUGUAAAGGAAAAUGUGCCCUACUUGACUGAACUCUGUACUUUAAAUGGGUGUUUUACUCUUUAUGAUGUUCACCUUAGAUCAGUUAAAUGACUGUCUGAAGCUGAGCAUGAGUCUCUAACAGUCUUGUCUUCCUGCACCUCACAGUCGAUCCCUGGGCCACUGGUAUUUUCAGGCUCUUACUGUUGCACAAGGAAGCAGAGAAAUGUCAACUACGCAAUCUGUCUUCACAUUUGCUCUCUGCAUUUUAAUGAUAACCGAAUUAAUACUGGCUACAGAGAGCUAUUAUGAUAUUUUAGGAGUUCCAAAAAAUGCAUCUGACCGCCAGAUCAAGAAGGCAUUUCACAAGCUGGCUAUGAAAUACCACCCAGACAAAAAUAAGAGUCCUGGUGCAGAAGCAAAAUUUAGAGAAAUUGCUGAAGCAUAUGAAACGUUAUCAGAUGAGAAUAAACGAAGAGAAUAUGAUCAGUUUGGCCGUCAUGGAGGACAAGGAAAUAAUGGAAGCCCGUUCCAUCAGUCAUUUAAUUUCAACUUUGAUGAUCUGUUCAAAGACUUUGACCUCUUUAGUCAAAACUCACGGUCCAAAAAACACUUUGAAAAUCACUUCCGAAGUCAUCGGGAAGCUCACAAUCGGCAAAGACGUUCUUUCCAAGAGUUCUCCUUUGGAGGUGGACUGUUUGAUGAUGUGUUUGAAAAUAUGGAAAAAAUGUUUUCGUUUAGUGACUUCGAAAAUGCACACCGACACGCAGUGCGAACUGAUACCAGGUUUCAUGGAUCCAGCAAGCACUGUAGGACUGUCACACAGAGACGAGGAAACAUGGUUACCACCUAUACAGACUGUUCUGGACAGUAACAUCUCCUUUCUUUUCAUCUCUUUUCUUCUUUCAACACCUUCAUAAUCUUUCUUGGUUUUGUUCUAACAUGGAAAAAAUUAUUGGAACUGUUUGUUCUAAAAAACACUUAACUGCCAUAAAGAAAUUGUAGAUAAAACUAACCUUCAGUAUAGAAACAACGUGCAUUUGGGAAGUAGAUGUCUCAUUAACUGCUUAGAAUGGGAGAAAAAUAAUCUUGUGUGACAGAAGAAAUCGUAUGUAUUUCAGUUUAGUUAACACUUUCCAUAAAUUUGAACUUCAACACAAUAUAUAUAUUUUUAAUUUCAUAAAUAUAAUUAAUUUUUUCAUAUAUGCCAAUUCAGGACUGUUUGAGUUACUGGUGCAUGGACUGCAGCAGAGUAAAUACUUUAAUUUUGAAGUGCUGCUUUUUUAUCACAUCUUUCUGAGUUUUCACUUGCAGUUUUUACCUGGUAUGGACUUUGUGUGUAAAUUAGAUAAUUUACCCAAAAUAGAAGUAGAAAUAUGACUUACCUGGGUCUUUGUUACUCUGUCCAGCAUUGCAAAUGUAUUAGUAGUAAAACACUUUUUAAAGUUGGAAAAUAACAAGAGGGAAUAUGUUGUGCUUCACCUGACAGAGUGAUAUAGGAAUUACUUUUAUUUCCAAGCAGCCUUUCAUUGGCCUGAAAAGAUUCUAGUAUUUGAAUAACCCUUGACUUAUUUAAGGAAUAUUCAUGUAUAUAAAUUUGUGUGCACAUCGGGUCUUUUUUUUUUCUUCCAAAAUAUAAAUAUCUCGUUAACAAUGUUUGGAUGAGCAUAUCGAAAACACUCUUGUUUUAUGCUUAUUAUAUUAUCAUGUGUGCAAUGUAGUUACCAUAGCUCAGUUUAUUGAACUUAAAUACUCCUCUGUUGUGAACUUAAACAAGAUAAGCUUGCCUAUAGAUUCCUAGUGUUUCUGGAAGGGUCUAAAUAAAAAAAAAAAGAUAGAUUGUGUUUAGCUUGACAGAUUUGUUACCCAUCAGCAAGAAUUUUUCAGCGUUGUGAUUUGAAAGGUAAAUUCUUAGCAUAAAUACAGAAUAAAACUGAAAAUUAAAAUUAUAGUAUUCAUCUAGUGCCUUGAGGUGCUGGAUUCUAAUACAGCUAAUACAGACAGUACUAAUGGGUAUCAAUGUCAGCACCAUGGAAAUACAUAACCAGUCUAAACUGUUUAAAACUAAAAGGGAAAAAAAAAAAACCCACAACAAAACCUCUGUAUAUUUUAACUGAUGUCAAUCCAGAAGUUCUGUUUUAUUUCCUAACUAGCUUAGUAUAUGAAAUUGGUUCCCCUUAAUAAGAUUAGUCACCCACAUGUUGCUCUCCCUUUGGAAUUGAGAUAAGAAUUUACCUUUCAGAUUGAUUGCAUGAGCAAAAUGAGCCUUUUAAGCAGCACUGUUCUAAAUAGGCUUUGCAUUCUUAAAAAUCUUUAUCAAUAGAGAGUUAACCCUUGACUUCUUGGAUGGAUAUUGCAAGCUGCCUGUUUGCUAAGUAAACUUCCCCUCAAGGGUAUGUAUUAUUGCUUGUUCAGGUUUCAUUCACUAAAUACUUAGAAUGGAUUGUUGCGUUAUAUUAAGUGCUUUUCCUUUUCCAUGUACUUUAUUUAUUAAUAGACUAAUACCUCAUAUAUGGUCUUUAUAAAAAGCCAGUAAUUUGUGCAACAUUAUCGGAAUGUGCAAUAUUCUUAUAGCAGGAAAAGUGCUGGAGUGAGUGUCAGUUAUUUCCACCCUUUUUCUUUGUAAGUAGAGAUUUUUAGUUUCUUCUGUGAAUUAAUAUAUGAUUCAACCAGAAGUUGCAAUUCAUUUAGAUUUCUGCAUUUUUUUCUCUUUAACAUACUCCAUCAGUCCUGUGCAUGAAUCAAAUAUAUCUGUCUGAUUCAUACCAUAUGGGCAUCCAAGUGAACAAAUUACUAACUUAAAGUUCUGAAUUACUUUCUCUCACAAAUAGUUAAGAUUUUUAGAGGACAUUUCUGUAUGCAUUUGAGGAGAAUUGUUUACAAUGAUAAGACUUCGGAAGGAUGUGGCCUUUAGUAUUAAAUAUAAGAGAGUAUUAGUGCGUGUCCUUUAGGGAUGAUUGCUGGAACUUAGAGGUGGAAGGCAGCUCUAGAAGCAGGAUGCAAGGGUAAAAUGUUACUGCCUUUCUUAGUCUAAUUGAUAUUUUCUUAUU